Molecule: messenger RNA, 3171 nt
Organism: Metarhizium album ARSEF 1941
Lineage: Eukaryota; Fungi; Ascomycota; Sordariomycetes; Hypocreales; Clavicipitaceae
Product: Glycoside hydrolase, family 47
Exons: 2
Coding region: 1-3171 (1056 amino acids)
Biological process (GO): mannose trimming involved in glycoprotein ERAD pathway; endoplasmic reticulum mannose trimming; carbohydrate metabolic process
Cellular component (GO): endoplasmic reticulum; membrane
Molecular function (GO): calcium ion binding; mannosyl-oligosaccharide 1,2-alpha-mannosidase activity
Source: RefSeq, a predicted model, not a curated record
AUGUCUGUGGCAGCGAUUCUCUUCGCAUGUGCCUUGCUACCAUGGAUAACGACGUCGAUGCGGGCGGACUACUUGGCCCAGCUGCGCCAGGACACGGUCGACACAUUCUAUCACGGCUUUAGCAACUACAUGAAACAUGCGUUCCCAGAAGAUGAGCUGCGGCCACUGACCUGUGGUGCGUUAACUCGAGCCCCCGACGACCCGAACCGAACAGAAUUAAACGACGCUCUGGGCAACUACUCUCUCACCCUGAUCGACAGCUUGUCAACGCUCGCCAUAUUAGCAGGCGGCCCGCAAGACGGCUCCUACACAGGGCCUCAAGCCCUGAGCGAUUUUCAAGACGGAGUUGCCCAGCUCGUCCGUCUCUAUGGGGAUGGUCGGCUCGGUCCAUCGGGUGAGGGUGCGCGCGCUCGCGGCUUCGACCUCGACAGUAAAGUUCAAGUGUUUGAAACGGUGAUAAGAGGGCUGGGCGGUCUUCUGAGCGCUCAUUUGUUUGCUAUUGGAGAGUUGCCCAUGACAGGGUACAAUCCAAAGCCCGCAGAAACGUCGUUGAACGAGGAUCCAUUGGAACUCUGGCCGAUUCCCUGGCCAAACGGACUGAAAUACGAUGGACAGCUGCUCAGGCUUGCUCUCGAUCUUGCCGAGAGACUGUUGCCAGCAUUCUACACCCAGACUGGGAUCCCGUAUCCCAGGGUGAAUCUCCGCACCGGGAUUCCCUUUUACGCCAAUUCUCCUCUGCACCGGGGGGCGGACAAGACCGAGCAAGGGCCGCGGCAGUUGGAGGUCACAGAAACUUGCAGCGCAGGCGCAGGCAGUUUGACCUUGGAGUUUACGGUUCUGAGUCGGCUGACGGGCGAUCCGAGAUUCGAGAACGCAGCCAAGCGGGCCUUUUGGGAAGUGUGGCGGCGACGGAGCGAAAUUGGGCUGAUUGGUAACGGGAUUGACGCGGAGCGCGGCCUCUGGACGGGUCCUCAUUCAGGCAUUGGUGCGGGCAUGGACAGUUUUUUUGAAUAUGCUUUCAAGAGUCACAUUCUUCUUUCAGGGCGAGAGAUGCCUAACGCGACAAGAUCUCAAAGACAAAGCACGACGGCCUGGCUGGAUCCGAAUGCUUUGCAUGAACCAUUGCCGUACGAGAUGCACUCGUCUGAUGCCUUUCUCCAGGCCUGGCAUGAAGCACACGCAUCUGUCAAGCGGCACAUCUACACGGACAGGAACCACUUCCCCUACUAUUCCAACUCUCAUCGAGUGACGGGCCAGCCCUACACUAUGUGGAUUGAUAGCUUGGGCGCCUUCUACCCCGGUCUUUUGGCUCUGGCUGGCGAAGUGGAUGAGGCUAUUGAAGCGAACCUCCUGUACACGGCACUGUGGACGAGAUACUCGGCGUUGCCCGAGCGUUGGUCAAUCCGCGAAAACAAUGUCGAGCCUGGUAUUGGCUGGUGGCCUGGUCGACCUGAGUUCAUAGAAUCGACCUACCACAUCUAUCGUGCGACCAAGGACCCAUGGUAUCUUCACGUUGGCGAAAUGGUCCUCAAGGAUAUCCGGCGUCGCUGUUACGCACCCUGCGGCUGGGCAGGGCUGCAAGAUGUCCGGACGGGAGAGAAGCAAAACCGGAUGGAGAGCUUCUUCCUCGGCGAGACAACCAAAUACAUGUAUCUCCUGUUCGACCCAGAUCAUCCUCUCAACAAGCUAGACGCCGCCUACGUCUUUACCACCGAGGGCCAUCCUCUCGUCAUACCGAGGGGCAAGAAUGGCGAGCUCGUCCGUGACAAGCGUCGUGCCAGCAAUCUCAAGGACGCACUUGUGCCCAGCUACCACGACGAGAGCUUUACCAAUACGUGUCCAGCCCCUCCGCCCGUACAAAACCCGUUGACAGGGUCCUCCACUGCCUCCAGGCCCGACUUGUUCAGCGUAUCCCGCUUCACGGACCUCUACAACACACCAAACCUCCAAGGUCCCGUCGAACAAGUCCUCGUAAAUGACCCAAAAAGAGGUCUGGUCACAAAAUAUCGCGCCACGUCCAACCACACCAUCUUCCCCUGGACGCUCCCUCCCACUUUGCUCCCGGCAAACGGGACCUGCGUCGCUCCCCCCCAACGAGUGGUUUCAGCCAUUGAAUUCCCAACCACCGACGCGGCAAGCUCGUUGAUUUCGAGGCUUGGUGUGUCCAUUGCAUGGUACAGCUACCUCGGCCCCACGGUCACGAAUCUCGAGGGCCUCCGGUUACAACUGGAACGAGAAUUCAGCGACGUCCGGGGUGAAAACGUCUGGAAGAUAACCCACGUGGGCAACACACAGCUCGGUCGUCACGAAACGGUCUUCUUCCACGGGGAGCAUGUCCGACUUUUCAAGGACGAAGCAUUUACAUGCUUGCGGCACAAGGACUCCGUCAACAUACAGGUCCUUGUUGAAGCGCCGCGUCACCCAACACAUGCAGCCCCCGAAAACACCAGUCCGCCAUCAUCACCCUCCUCCUCCUCCGCCAUCCCGCAUACCGGUGUCGAUACUGGGCCAGACGGCGCCGAGUCAGGCGUCAUGCCAUCCCAUUCUCUUUUCAAGCACCUCUUCCAGGCAGUAACUUCUGUCUUCGACCCCUUGGAGACUGCCGCCUCCGGAUCUGAGACGAGCGGCUCCGUCUCCGCUUCCUUGUACACUUGGCAAGCAUUCACCUCCGUCGGUGCUGGAUCGUAUCCCGUACCCGCCAUCCUCGACACCCCGGUGCCCGGUUGUCCGACCUACAACUCUGACGACCCCAUGGCGAACUUCCCCUGGAAAGCAAUCUACGUUGCCGACGAGGCCUGCUCGGGCGCACUUCCGGAAUCCGCGCCCAGAGAUCACCAGGUCAUCGUCAUCAGGCGAGGCGGGUGCUCCUUCAGCGACAAGGUCGCAAACGUUCCUGCGUUUGCGCCAAGCCGAGACUCGCUACAGCUGGUCAUCGUGGUGGACGAGGCCGACGAGCACGGCCAGCACAGAGACGAGCUGCCCAGGCCGUUGAUGGUGGCGGAGCAACUCACGCCGGACGGGAUCAAGAGACUACACGGGGUUCCGUUGGUGCUGAUGCGUGUCGGAAGAGGGGAGUACGCUCUGUUCGACAGGGUGCUCGCGGUCGGCAUGCGGAGGAAGUACGCCGUUGUCAGCCAGGGACUCAUCAUCGACAAUGCGGCCGUGUUGUAG